Messenger RNA from Zasmidium cellare ATCC 36951, 342 nucleotides. RefSeq lists its product as uncharacterized. Lineage: Eukaryota; Fungi; Ascomycota; Dothideomycetes; Mycosphaerellales; Mycosphaerellaceae. The record is from RefSeq and is a predicted model, not a curated record. Bases 1 to 342 code for a protein of 113 amino acids. The transcript is spliced from 2 exons.
AUGUCUUCCAACCGAACGACCUUCUCAUCAUCCUCGAGCUUCAGCUUUUCCAGCUCAAGUUCCAACAGCAACGGCCAAACCAGUGGCCAACGCUCCAUGCAACAGACCUACAGCGACAAUUCUGGAACGACUGUCAAAUCAGCCAGUCAGAACAUGGGUCAGCCCGUCGUUCAAGAAACUCGGAGAUACGACCCUCAGGGACGGGAACUUCUCAGCGGCCCCGGUGGCGAUUCAGGCAGUCGGAGGAUUGAGGACGUGAGCGAUGAGGACCAAGCCCGGCGAGACCGCGAGUAUGAGGAGAGGAUUGAGGAGGAGUACGCCAAGCGCGAAGGCGGCGCAUAG